Messenger RNA from Geodia barretti, 1528 nucleotides. Lineage: Eukaryota; Metazoa; Porifera; Demospongiae; Tetractinellida; Geodiidae. The record is from the annotation of a GenBank genome assembly.
AUCCCAAGUCAUUGGUGUUUAGAAUUUUUGAGGACAGAUUUAGACACACCACAAAAAACCUGUAUAUAGCUCUCCCCGUCUUUUUGCAGAGCACUGUAUACGCAGAGAUUUAUGAAGCCCUACAAAAAGGCAAGCGCCACUCCCCCGUUUUCCGAGCGAGAGUAUUACGCGCGUCGUCCGGCGGCUAGCUCCUCAGAAUACGAAAACUACAGCACCGAAACUCUGCAGCGAGAAAAUCGCUAUGGCUGUGGAACCAGCAGCUUCGUUCUACCUCGCAGUCCUGCUACUGUUGUGGGGUGGCGCGGUGCUCGCAGAGUUCGAGAUUGUGGAAGGACCGGGCGAAAACUCGACGCUCUUCUGCGACCGGCAAUGGAUCGCAUGGCGGAACAACACCAGGCCUUUGUACGACCUCUUUUUCUACAAUUACCCCUGUCAGUUUGAAAUCAACGGCAGCCUCGUCAAUGAAACGUGCAACGGAGCCGCAAUAAAAGUUUUGGAAGGUUCCAUGCCCAUAAUAGAAGUUGGCUACUUCGAGGAAGGAGAGAACGGGACAUUGGGACGGCCUGUUAUCUGCUUCACUCCUCCGGCAAUGACAGAAGUACCAGACAGCACUCCACGUGUGGUGGUUAUCUACGUAACUUCAUCCCUGGCCAUUAUUGCAAGCCUGAUAGCACUAGUAACUCAUAUCCUUCUCCCUCGGAUGAGAACCCUGCCUGGAUUGGUCAUAAUGAAUCUUUUCCUCUCGUUCCUCCUCGGGGAUAUCUUGCUGCAAGUAAGAAUUGGGUUGGAGUACAACGGACACUACUAUACAAUCAACUAUGUGCUGCAACAGGGGUUCCUGGUGUCGAGAUUUGUCUGGAUGAGCAUUACUGGUUUCGAAAUGUGUCGCUCGCUCUACAAAGGGAUCCGCAUGCAAAUCAACUCGCACAAUUACCACAAGUGGAUGAUGCUGGCAGUGUACAUGAUUAUCGGGUGGGGAAUCACCGUCAUUUUGAUGAUAAUCAUAGGGGUUGUGGAGGAGAAGGGAGGGAAGGAGGUCAAGAGCGCCCUAGGGGCAUUUGGAUACAUCACGACAAUAGCCCCCAUUGCCACGACACAGCUGAUCAACAUUGGAGCCGUUGUGUUUAUCAGCAUCGCAGUAGUGAGUGCAGCAAGGCAGCAGAACAGGGUGACGCAGCGCAGACUCUCAAAGAAAAACAUAAACUUCGUUCGCCUGUUUUUAAUCAUCCUGACUGUGCUCGGACUCGUUUGGCUCCUAUCCUUUGUAGUUGUAUCACUUUCGGACCUGGCAACCUUCAUCUGCACACCGAAUGUUUUCAAGAUGUGCCUCGUGAGAUUUCACAUCCGAAACCCGGAGAGUUUGCGGAGGAGUACUCAAACGGGGACCGUAACGUCUAUGGUGAGCAGCACUGAAAGGGGAUUCGGGAGAGGCAGAACGCAGAUGGUUUCUUUGAAUCACAAUAUUCGUCCGCCUUCCGAGAGGGUUCCGCCCCCGCUACAGGCAAUCGCGGAGGAGGGCGGGAGUGGA